CCGUAUUGAGAAACCCGGUCGGGUGCAGAGAGAUCAAAAGGGGUAUUAUCAAUAUACUCGCAUGGUAUAUUCUGUGUGUAAUGUAACGAGUCGAAAAGUUUAUACCAAACAAACAUCGUGUCGUCCCGUUGGCAGUCUAGUCUGGAAAAUCCAUGAUACUCCAUCGGGAAAGCAUUAAUAAAUAUUUCAGGAUCUAUAUCUUUCCGAAGGAUUUAUAAUCUUUUUACAAAAAGGGAAGAAACCAAGAACCAUGCCAGCCGAGACAGUCACCCUCCCGGUCAUCAGCAACAAGAUCCCUGCCCCACUGACAGGCAGGGAGUUCUUGACCGCUUCCCACUACCGCAUCGGCAACGACAGAAGACUCAGCAGAAGCGCAACCAAGAGAAGCACCUUCAAGAAAGACUAUGUGGCGCACCGGUUCUACGGGAGAGGGGAUCCGGCUGAACCUCCUGCACCAGCUUCGGUCAUGCACAAGGACCUAGUGGCGAGAUCAGCGGAUACCACAGAGACACAUGCGUCCUACAAGGGAACCUUUCUUCCUCGGGUCAGCCAGUGCACCGCCCUCACGAAAACCAACUUUAAGAUGGACUCUGAUCACCGGGUCGAAUCCUUCCUGACGUCACACUCUCAAGAGUUCCAGACACCGAAAGCAAUGACCCGAUCUUUGCCGAACCCCGAACCGAUGAGGAGUUACGUACCCGAGGGGGAUAAAGAAAAGGAGAGGAUGCCAGCUUCGGAUUAUCACGGAAAUUUCCGAGGGCACGACACGUCGGUGAUCAAGGUGCCGAGAGCGCCAUGUAUGCACACAGGUGGCGAGCCGACAAUCAGAGGGGAUUCUCGUACUCAUGAGCCAUACGAUACGUCGUCAAAAGAACAAUUUCCAGGCAGAUACCUUCCUUACGUCGCCGUAAAACCAGAUCUUGCCGGAUCGAGCAUCCCACAAGGAGAUAUUGAUAAAUUGGUCCAUCGAGAAACAACACAGCUGACGUCAUACCCAAGGUUCAGCGGAGAAGUUUAUAAACCAUACCAGAGGGACGACGCCGUAACCAGGAUACGAGAUACAAACUUCAAGAUGGGCCACAGCAAGAAAUAUGACCAGUUCAGCACAACGGCUGCAGACAAUUUCAGUGCAAAGAUUCUUCCACCUUUUCAAAAGCACGUGCCUUAUGACAGCAAUGCUAGCAGUAUUCCGUCGGGUGAUAUGGACCCCGAGAGGAUUAUGGAUAGAACAACGGCUACCAACUAUUCCAUCUACCAUCAACUGCCGCCUUCAAAAUUCCGAAACAAGAUAGUCUCGGGUGCCAUGAUGCGGACUGCAAGUGACGUCACAUUCGGAGAACCUCGAAAACUUUCGUCAUAUUACUCGACAACACAAUCGGAUGACUAUCCGGCUCUCGGCAAGUCGGCUUUUGCCGUUCGUGCCGAUGGACUGCAGAAUUCAUCAGUACCUCUUGACGUAUACGGUGAUAUUCGGACUGUUUCAACGACCAAGGAUGAUUUUCCACCUCCUUACGGUGAGGGCGUCACUCCCAACCGAGUACUUGGUGAAGAUCAAGUCAACAAGCUCCGUGCUUCUCAUUUCGACGCUCACAUCGAGAAAAAUCGCUAUUUCGACACAACACACCUUGCCACAUACACAGCCAAACAAGUUACCCCUUACAAAUACGACAGCAACAAACUUCAAAAGAGUUCAGUACCAAUCGGCACAUUUAGCCAAAGUAUGCCCUAAUUAUGACGCCAACUGAAGAGUAGUGAUUCAUUACGUCACAAAGAAGUCUUAAUGCGAGGACCGGUGUUUCAUUAAGUUGUUCGUAUGUUAAAAGUGACUUUAAGAAUGACUGGUGAUCCUUUCUUGUGGUAAAUGUUAUAUUCAUUGACGAUGAUUUAGCGCGUAAGAAAGGAUCA
Messenger RNA from Lytechinus variegatus (green sea urchin), 1905 nucleotides. It is a transcript of the gene tex45, whose product is annotated as testis-expressed protein 45-like. Bases 251 to 1729 code for a protein of 492 amino acids. The record is from RefSeq and is a predicted model, not a curated record. NCBI's taxonomy places the organism in Eukaryota, Metazoa, Echinodermata, Echinoidea, Temnopleuroida, Toxopneustidae. The transcript has 9 exons.